AGACGUAUGCGAGCGCUUUAGAACGUUGUUUGCAAUCGCGGAAAGUGGCAACGGGAAAUCAGUGACGACAGCUAUAGCACCGCCAACAGCAACCAUAACAUAAUAGUGCCAGAGUAUAGCCACUGUCAACGGCCGCAUCCACAGCCACAACCGGAGUCAGAAUCAGCAAAAAAGCAAAUCAAAAAAAGAAAAAUAAAUAUAUAUAAAAAAAAAAACACACACACACACACACUCAGACAAAUAAAUACAAGCAACGGCAACAGCACAGGAGACACCAAUUCAAUUAAAGGCAAACACACACACACACACACAACUACAGAUGGUCCUUGGAUAAUAAGAAAGAAAAAAAAAAGAAAAAAAAUGACAAGCAAACAAAGAUAAAAUUUUGCGAUUACACAUAAUUGCGAUUCGGUGAGCAGGCGCAUUCAAUCAAGCAACCAACCCACUCAUUAAGCAAUCGGGGGAAAAAAAACUGCACCUUUAAUACGAUAGAAAAAUAUUUUAUAAAAGAUUUUUUGCCAUUUUUUUUUACCGUUUGCUCUUAAAUGACAAACAAAAAGUGUUCAUGUAGUUAAGUGUGCUCCAAACAAAUCUUCAAAUCUGAAAGCGAAUAGUCAAAUGCUAAAAACAAACGACAGCGCUACUAAGUAAUUUACUAGCUACGUGCAAUAAAUUAUAAAUAAAUUCUAAACAAUAAUUAAAAAGUAUAUAUUAAAUAAACCCAGGGACAUCAAUUGCGGACAAAAGGGAUAGGUCAAUUUCAUAUUAUAAAUAAUUGCAUCGAGUUUUCACGAUUUGCCCACGGCGGCGGGCGAUUUUGACAAGUUUUUGGUGGAACGGACAACAAAACACGAUUUUUUUUUUGUGACAAGAGUAAAAAAAGUGAAUUUAUUUUUGUGAAACUCAAACAAGAAAUAAAAAAGUCAUUUAUAAGGAAGUGCGCAAGAAAGUGGGCGACAAAUUAGUCGCAGCGAAGCGGGGCAGCAAGUGCAUUGUGCAGCGCGAAAUGAUGCCCCAAUAUCGACUCGACCUGCACACUGACGUCAGCCUGGCCACAUCUAGUCCCGCUUGCCCCCCACUGCCAUACAACACAAUCUCUGCCUCAGUCACAGCGACAGCAACAGCAACAGCAACAGCAACUGCAACAGCUUUAGCUUUUAGAUCAAGUUAAAGACAAGGCACACAAUUAGCAGAAUUAGCGCCAGCAAUUAGAACGAUAAAUUCUGUGAAGCUUCUUAGCAAUUGUGACAAUCGUAUGUGAGUGAAAAAUUUUAUUAGACGUGUCAACCAACAAAAAAAAAAAAACGUACCAGAAGGCGUUCAGAGAAGUUCCCUUUGGUCGGUAGAGUGCCAAAGCCAACGCCCAAACUUACGUCCACGUCAGUGCAACCGCCGUCAUGUGGUAUACAAUCGCUUAUGUGGUCAUCAUCAUAGUCCAGCUUUGUGAAUUGGUCCACGCCGCUGGUGAAGCUGAUUAUACCCUCGAUGAUUCAUUUUGGAAUGAAGAAAGUCCUGUUGGUGAAGUGGAACGCCUGCUCAAAGAGUAUCGACAAAAUCAGGAACUUGUGCGUCGUAUCGGUGGACAUUAUUAUCAAAUUAUUUAUCCUGUACAGCUGCGUCAUCACGAAAAGAUGGGAAUUUCGACGCGUGAAGUUAGUCCCCCAAAGCCGGGACAACGCCCACGUCCACACGAUGACAGCGUUUUUAGCAGAGGCAGAACAAAGAAACAUUUUCAUCGUACCUCACUGCUUAUCAAGGCAUUUAAUCACAAAUUCCGAUUGGAUUUGGAAUUAAAUUCACAACUACUCUCACCUAACAUACAACAGAAACACUAUCACGUCGGUGGAUACCUGGUGGAUGGCAACCGACAUGACAUCGAACACUGUUACUAUCAUGGUACAGUCAAGGAUUAUCCUGGUGCCAGUGCUGCCUUUCAUACUUGCAACGGCGUCAGCGGCGUCAUACACAUUGGCAACGAGACCUUUGUCAUACAUCCCUUUUACGGCGGUGAUCUGUCGAAACAUCCGCAUGUGAUUUUCGAAGCACGCACCAAGGCGAACAAGGGUUGUGCAAACUCUGGAAAUUUGGACUCGUGGCGUUUAUCGCGACGCACUAAACACUUGUCGGCGGGCGUUGUUGACGAGAUACAUCCCAAUGGUGCUGGCCGUUAUAAGCGGGAUGUGCGCGAGGCGACCAAAUACAUUGAAACGGCCAUCAUAGUCGACAAGGCCAUGUUCGAGAAACGUAAUGGUAGCACGCGCGCCGAAGUCAUCCACGAUGCCAUACAGGUGGCCAAUAUAGCGGAUUUGUACUUUCGUACGCUGAAUACACGCGUUUCGGUGGUGUACAUUGAGACGUGGGGCAAGAACCAGGCGGCCAUUGAUGGCAGCAAGGACAUUAGCAAGGCCAUUUCCAACUUUAAUGACUACACCUCAAGAAAUCUAUUUCAAAUCGAACGGGAUACGACACAGCUACUAACCGGAGAAACAUUUGCCGGUGGCGAGGCCGGCAUGGCCGUACCCGAGACAGUCUGCACACCCCGUGCCGUUGGCAUCAGUGUCGAUGUCAAUGUGUAUGAGCCGCACCUUUUGGCUGGCACAAUGGCGCAUAUGAUUGGGCACAAUAUUGGGAUGGGCCACGAUGAUGGCCGUGAGGAAUGUUUCUGCAGGGACUGGCAUGGUUGCAUUAUGGCGCAGUCAAUAGUCGGCCAGGAAAAUGUGCAGCCAUACAAGUUCUCCGAAUGCAGCAAAAAGGAUUACAUUGACGCAUUGCGCACAGGCCAUGGGCUUUGUUUGCUCAACAAGCCCAACGAGAUUGAGCUGCGUCGGAACUGUGGCAACAAAGUCAUCGAGGAGGAUGAGGAAUGCGAUUGUGGCACGUUCGAGGAAUGCGCAUUAGAUCCCUGCUGCGAUGGCAUCACAUGUAAGCUGAAGUCGGAAGCACAGUGCGCCAGUGGCGCCUGCUGCGACCAAUGCCGACUGCGACCCAAGGAUUACGUAUGCCGCGACUCUCACAAUGAAUGCGAUUUGCCCGAGUAUUGCGAUGGGGAGGUGGGCCAAUGCCCCAGUGACAUCUACAAGAAGAACGGCUCUCCCUGCGGCCUGAGCAAGUCGGGUAUAUCAGGCUAUUGUUUCCAGGGCUAUUGCCCAACUCUUACCCUACAAUGUGAGGCUAUUUGGGGCUACGGCGGCUUUGCAGCUGAUCGUCAAUGCUACGAACAGUUCAACUCAAAGGGUUCCAUUAACGGUCACUGUGGUCGCGACGCCAACGAGCACUACAUCAAAUGUGAGCCAGAGAAUGUACAAUGCGGCACGCUGCAGUGCAAGGAGGGCGAACGGCAGCCAGUUAACGAUGGGAUUGACCAGCUUUACUCGCGUACAAUUAUCUCUAUCAAGGGGCAGGAAUACGAAUGCAAAGCAACCAGCGGACAAGUGGGCUCAAAUAGCUAUCCGGAGCAUGGACUGGUCAAGGAUGGAACGCCAUGCGGCGAUAAUUUGAUUUGCCUUAACCAAACAUGCGUCAGUCUCUUUCCGCAUGUGGAUCAAACCAAGUGCCCAACAAAUAAGCAGGGUCAAGAAUGCUCAGAGCGCGGUUUCUGUACCAACGCAAAUCGUUGCUUUUGCGAUAUGGGCUGGGGCGGAACGGAUUGCAGUACGGUUGUGCUGCUGACGACGCCACUGCCAACGGAAGCAUUGCCAACGCCGGAGAAUACAAUCAAAAUGGAGAAGAAAGAAACUCCAUAUGAGAACUACCACGGCUCAAAUACAGUGUUCCUAGUCGGUGUUCUAAUGUCAGUUGUAGGGUUCGUUUUUAUAACAUUCACCUUGAUGGCAUUGUGCUACAGGUCAGUUGUAGUACAUAGAAACUUCUCCCUGUGUCUGAGACGCAAGACAACCACCCUUAAGUACGAUCCGCCGUUCUCAAAGAAACCCAUCCCCAAGGGUUAUGGCGGUGCGGCAACCGCGCCGAACCAUCAUUCCGUCGAGGAGGUAUCCUUAGAUGGCUCCAGCAAAUUGGUGUACGCCAAUCAGGCCGGAUUCAGGGAUAAGAACUUACACGGACGUCGCUAUACGACGGGUGGUGAGGACGACCAAUCUCAUGCAGAGAAGGGCAUACUGAAGAAGCAUGGCUAUGGACUUGUGCAUGGCGAGCAGCUAAAAGACAAGUGGUGCGAUGACAGCCAGUCGGACAAUCUUGAGCUGAUUACACAGGAUGGCACACAGACAUCCACAAUUGGUGGUGCUGCCGCUUCAGAAGUGGAGCGCACGCUUAAAUCGCUCAACGGUUAUCACGAAGACAUUUUGGAGGCAUUGCGUAAUGCGGCGUCGCAUCGUGGCACCGGCACUGGCAACACACCAGUUGGCAGCGGCAGCCUGAGUGAGGAAAUGUUACGCAAAACACUGCAGGAAUGCGGCAGCGCCCAGCUGGCCUACUCUGUGGAGCCGUACAAACGGGCGAGCGGCUCCAAGUCGAGCUCGCGCGAGAACAUUUGCGACAGUGCCGCCGCCCACGCCAUUUUGCUAGAUGGUAGUGGCUCCGCCCUAGGCGGCUUGUCCCUGGGCGCUGAUUUGAGCGGCGUACGGGGUGUGGGUGGCGGUAUUGGUGGUGGUGUUGGUGGCUCUGUUGGCGUAACCAAUGCCAUUGGCCAUGGCGGUGCACUGAUGCAUCAUCAUCGAUCGCAACAUCAAUUGCAUCAGCCAACUGGAAUGGCACUGCAACAGCAGCCAACUGAUGAGGAUGAUGCCCCAUCAACUGGGCCGCUGCGUAUACGCAAUCUGGAGGACCUCAUCCGGCAGCUGGAGCAUCACUCGUCGCGUCACAUGAGCCCCAGUGGCUCCGAAGACAUACGCAUGUCGGAAACGGAGGGCGAUCGUCACUAUAGAUUAGAUAGUUCCGCCGCUUGUAGUGAGUCCUCGCAAGGCUCGAAUCAGCAAGCAGCUCAAACUCAGAAAACCGCUACAAUCCACCCGUCUUACAGCAGCCGUUGUCGGCCCCGCUCUGACGAGGACCCGCGCUUUGCCUAUGGCGGACGUUACCGCCAGCCGGCGCCCACUGGCCGACACACAACGCAUCCGUCGCACUCUCCGCACGCAUUCGGACACCACACGCACCAUUCGCAUGCCCAUGGCCAUGCCACACACGGCCCACACUCAUCGCACCACUCGUCGCACACGCAUCUGCACCAGGAUGAUGAGGGCAUAUACGAAAGCGCUGAUCACCAUGAGCGCGGCGCGCUCGACACACGACUCGAUCCACAGGAGACGCCCGAGAGUGAGAGUGAUGACUUUAUUCAAGCUCAACAACAGUUAGCCCGGUGGGCGAGUGAGGAUGUGGUAUCCGUCGUGGUAUUGGACCAGCCGCAAUCCGGCACAAUGUCGGAUUCCCAACCAUCCAGCGGCGUCGCGCCCAUAUCGGGAGCUACAACGAACAACGUUAUGCACCAUCAGCAUCCGCACCAGCACCACGGCGAUCAUCAAUCCUCCGCAGCGGCAGCAGCGGCGGCGGCGGCAGCGGCAGCCAACAGCAACUCUAUAAUGGGUAUGGCAGUCGUCCCAAAUGGUAUAAAUGUAAGUCAGAGGGACUACUACCCCUCGCCACCCUCAACGGAGACGGAAAGCAGUGGAAGUGUUAUCCAGCCACCUACACGCCGCACGUUGCAGUCACAAUCGGCAGACACGGCAGCCAUAAGUCAACAGCAAUUGCAACUUCACCAGUUGCAAUUGCAUCAGCAUCAGCAAUAUCAGCUUCAUCAUCAGCAGCCGCAGCAGCAGCAGCUUCAGCAACAAUCAGUCGAUACCAGCAGCAGCAACAACAGUCAAUCCGGUCAAAUAAUCGAGAAUGGCUGCUACCCGGAAUAUAAGCAUUGACAGUUCAAACAGCUUUAGCUUCACCCGCAUCCCCAAUCCGCCAGCAUUCUACCACAAAGCUGCACCAUUUUCUAGCCAAUCCCGAUUGGCAGGCGCUGGCAGAGGCAGGCAAGCAUUCAAAUCAUACGAUUCUGUCAGACUAUUAGUACUCGCUGUACUUUAGCAUAUGCUUACAUAGUUUAAAAAACAAAAAAUAACCAAAAGAAACCAAAAAA
Messenger RNA from Drosophila grimshawi, 6082 nucleotides. It is a transcript of the gene mmd, whose product is annotated as disintegrin and metalloproteinase domain-containing protein 12. Gene Ontology annotation, molecular function: metalloendopeptidase activity. The record is from RefSeq and is a predicted model, not a curated record. The coding region runs from base 1398 to 5867 and encodes 1489 amino acids. The transcript has 24 exons. NCBI's taxonomy places the organism in Eukaryota, Metazoa, Arthropoda, Insecta, Diptera, Drosophilidae. Gene Ontology annotation, biological process: membrane protein ectodomain proteolysis.